CCAGAGUGGGGAGGAUGGAGGGAGGCAGAGGGCCAGGAGGACAUGCACUUACUGGAAGGAGGAAGACCAUGAGGGUACAGUGUCACAACAGCCAAGGAAGGAGCAGGGAAGAGAAGAAGGAUAUGGCCGAGGGGAAUGAAUUGAUGAACAGGCUCAUGAGCGAGAAUGCCGACCUGAAGAAGCAGGUCCGACUGAUGAAGGAGAACCAGAUGCUGAAGCGGCUUCUCAACGAGAGCUGCCACGAAAACAGCAACCGAAAUCGAGAUGCUCGCGACAACCGCGACUUUAUCUUCCCCAAAGUCCCAGGAUACCCCGAGGCCUGCUCCCCCGGGGCUGGAGGGCCAGCCUUGAGCCCGGAACCUCUCGUUUCCCUCCUGUGCACUUCGGUUCAGUCGUCUGUAAAACAGUCUUCUGUCUCUCAAGUUGCAGAAUACGGGAGACUCAUCAACGUCCCCGAGGCGUCCACCCAGCUCCAGCCUUCAGCCCUGGAGGACCUGCUUUACUCCCACAUCAACAUUUCCAACGAGGAGGACACCUCGUCUCCCACCUGCAACACUCCCUCCCAGGUGGCUUUUAAGGGCUUCCUCAGCCCCCCCGACAUCUACUCCUCGAGAACCACCGAGAGGAAGCUCAGCCAGCUGCUCAGCAACAUGCAGGACUCCAUGAUCGACAAGCCCAUGGCUGAGUCCAAGGAGAUCCGGCAGAAGAAAGUCUGCUUCUCUGAGAGCGGCCUGCCCGGAGGGGACAAGAUGAGAAAAAGCUAUUACUUAAAUGAUUCUGGAGGGUGCUGUGCCCUUCGUGGUGCAGUGUUGUCUAGUAAUCCAGAAAUACAGAGUUUUAGCAGCGCUGAGAAGGACGGGAGGAUCGUGGGAGAGAUCGCCUUCCAGCUGGACAGACGAAUCCUGGCGUAUGUCUUCCCGGGUGUGACACGGCUCUACGGGUUCACGGUGUCCAAUAUCCCUGAGAAGAUCAAACAGACCUCCAUCAAGUCUCUGGACGGCUCCGUGGAUGAGAAGAAGCUGCGGGACCUGACCCAUCGCUACCUGACCCUGACCACGCGCCUGGAGAAGCUGGGCUACAACCGCGAGGUGCACCCCGUCUUCAGCGAGUUCCUGAUCAACACGUACGGCAUCCUGAAGCAGAGGCCCGACCUGCGCUCCAACCCCCUGCACAACAACCCGGCCGCCCUGCGCAAGCUCGUCAUCGACAUCGUGCCCCCCAAGUUCCUUGGGGACUCCCUGCUGCUCCUCAACUGCCUGUGCGAGCUCUCCAAGGAAGACAGCAAGCCGCUCUUUGCCUGGUGAGCGCCGACGCAAAGCCAUACUCAGAUCCUCAAUUUUUUUACAAUACAAGUGCUUGAGUUAGUGU
This is a messenger RNA of Sarcophilus harrisii (Tasmanian devil), 1368 nucleotides long. RefSeq names its product spermatogenesis and centriole associated 1 like (gene SPATC1L). NCBI's taxonomy places the organism in Eukaryota, Metazoa, Chordata, Mammalia, Dasyuromorphia, Dasyuridae. The coding region runs from base 15 to 1304 and encodes 429 amino acids. The record is from RefSeq and is a predicted model, not a curated record. The transcript has 7 exons.